AUGACUUCUCUUAUUAAGCGAGUGGCGACUAUUAUGAACGAGAUUGCACCACUGCGUCUCGCUGACCAUUCAUGGGAUAAUGUUGGGGUUCUAGUGGAGUCUCCUCAGAGCAAUAACUCUGGUGUUGUUCUUUUAACAGUAGAUCUAACACCUGAAGUAAUGGAAGAGUGUCUGAAGCAUAACGUUGAGGUGGUGGUAGCAUAUCACCCACCUAUUUUUUCACCCUUUAAACGUCUCCAAUUAAGUAAUCCAAAACAGAAAAUAAUCCUACAGACUAUUCGUCAUGGAGCCUCUAUUUACUCUCCUCAUACCUCCUUGGAUGUGACGGCAAAUGGUAUCAACGAUUGGCUUGCUUCUAUCGUGGAUGCCAAAGGUAUUACUUACCCUAUUCAACCUACUGAAGAAGAAAGUAACGAUGCUAAUACAUCUGUAGGGAAUGGUCGUAUUGUUAAACUUUCUAAUCCCAAACAAAUGAGGGACUUAGUGAAUGAUAUUAAAACUGGUUUAGGUAUACCUACUGCUCGUGUAUCGCUACCAGAUAAUUGGAAUGAGAAGACACCUAUUCACUCUGUGGCUAUCUGUGCAGGAAGUGGUAGUGGUGUAUUUCGUUUACUAAAGGAAAAGGUGGACGUUCUUUUUUCAGGAGAGAUGGGUCAUCACGAUGUACUUGCUGCUAAUGCUGAUGGAAAGGCCGUUAUCUUGUGUGAGCAUACCAAUACGGAGCGAGGUUAUCUGAGAGCAAAACUACUCCCAAUGCUUCAAGAAAAACUUGGUAAUGAUAUUCGUGUUAUUGUAUCCGCAGUGGAUAAAGAUCCUCUUGUUAUUUGGUGA
Molecule: messenger RNA, 831 nt
Organism: Trypanosoma theileri
Lineage: Eukaryota; Euglenozoa; Kinetoplastea; Trypanosomatida; Trypanosomatidae
Product: putative NGG1 interacting factor 3-like
Exons: 1
Coding region: 1-831 (276 amino acids)
Cellular component (GO): cytoplasm; mitochondrion
Source: RefSeq, a predicted model, not a curated record